GGGUCAGAGUUUACCUAACACUGAUGAUGUCAUCGUCUGAAGAUGGCUGAGGGAGAAGGCUGGUGGGGAGGCUGGCUUCAGCAGAGCUUCCAGGCCGUGAAAGAUAAGUCAUCUGAGGCCUUAGACUUCCUUAAGCGAGACCUGACAGAGUUCUCCACUGUGGUACAACAUGACACAGCCUGCUCAAUUGUGGCUACGGCUACUGCUGUCAGAAACAAACUUGCAGUGGAAGGAUCGUCAGAGACCACAGAGAAGGUGAAGAAGAGCCUCUCUAGUUUCUUAGGAGUGAUAACAGACACACUUGCUCCACCCCCUGAUAAAACCAUUGACCGCGAUGUUAUCACAUUGGUGGCAACGGCGGCAGGAACCACGGAGGUUUACGACAGUACUAAGGCACGUCUCUACAGUCUGCAGGCUGACCCUGCUACAUACUGCAAUGAGCCUGAUGGUCCUCCAGAGCAGUUUGACAACUGGCUGUCCAGCUUCAGUUUGGAAAAUAUGAAAGGAGAAAUCUCAGAACAUUUGGUCAACAGUCCCUCUAUACGUGCCCUUUAUACCAAAAUGGUGCCAGCAGCUGUAACCCAUUCUGAAUUUUGGGAGAGGUAUUUCUAUAAAGUCUUCCAGUUGGACCAGGAGGAGGCACGGAGAGUGGCACUGAAGCAGAGAGCAGAACAGAGUACACACACAGAGAUCCUGGGCUGGGAGGAGGAGGAGGAAGAUGACUUUCUUGGCACCCCAUCAUCAUCUCAAAUCACUUUUACACCCCCGUUGGAUAACAGUUCAACCCAUCUUCCCGAAACCUUGACACCUCCCACAGGAACGACACUGCUGAGUCCCGUCCUAUCUCCAAGCGAAGAGCGUGAUGCCACCCUUUCAAUCAGCAGUGACAGCGUCAGCCUGCCAACGCAGGUGGAAGUGCGGCCAGAGCCUGUUGCCAUGGAGCUGGCCAAGAAACUGACACAAGCUAGCUUGGAAGAUGUUGUGGACAAGACACAAGAAGAGCAGAGGCCUGUCAAGGUGGAAGCUGUAGCCCAGCCAGAGGUCGCUGUUGAUGGGGCACCAGUAAGGGCCCUAGUCUCAAAAGCUGAGGCGACAAAGGAGGAGGGGCCACAGGACCUGAGAGUGUUUGAACUGAACUCUGACAGUGGGAAGUCUACACCCUCUAACAAUGGCAAGAAAGGUUCCAGCACUGAUGUGAGUGAGGACUGGGAGAAAGACUUUGACCUGGAUAUGACAGAGGAAGAAGUCCAGCUGGCACUCUCUAAAAUAGAAACUUCUGGAGAGCUGGAUGAAGACUGGGAAAACUGGGACUGAGAGCCACUGCAAUACCAACCCUGUCCCACCAUUAAAGCUAGUUCUCAGCAGUCGAACCAUGCUUAAUGUGUUUUAAGUCUUUGUCCACACUGUCACCAUGUCAUGAUUGUCAGCAGGGGAUGUUCUGGCAGGUUUGGACCAUAUUGGUAAACCUGUUUAAAAGAGUAAUGGGAAGACUAGGACAAUAAGAAUUAGACUGCUCUGUCAGAUAGGCUGCUAGUGAGGCUAAUGACUCAGGUCUUGUCUGUUUCUUGGAGUAAUUUCACAGUUUGAAAUCAUUCUGACCUUAAAGCUUAAGAACAAGAGGUGACAUGUCAGAAUGUUUCUCAGCAGCAGGCAGAGGAGCUGUUGUCUCUUUUUUCUUUACGCUAUUAAAAACAUUAUCUAUGUUGUGAGUGCAUUUCAAGCCAGGGAGUGAGUUAACUACAGGCUGCACAAUAGCCAUAAAAUGUAAUACUGCGUGUCACCUUUCUAAGAUGAAAUACUAAGUGAUCUUUGAAUACUAAGUGAUCUUUGAAUGAUGAUGAGUCAUUGAAUUGAUUCUACCUGUGGCCCUCUGUUUUUUUUUCUUUUCUCAUCUUUUAUUAUGCAAGUGAAUCUUCAAAAUGAAAAAGCAUUUCUCUCACAGAGCACUUUUCUUUUUGGAUUCACUCCCACCUAGAUAUAUGGCCUUUUAACCCUCCUGUUAUGUUGCGGGUCAAAUUGACCCACAAACAUAACUGCUUUAAAUGAGACAAAUAUUUGAU
This is a messenger RNA of Monopterus albus (swamp eel), 2060 nucleotides long. It is a transcript of the gene bsdc1, whose product is annotated as BSD domain containing 1. The coding region runs from base 43 to 1314 and encodes 423 amino acids. The transcript is spliced from 11 exons. Gene Ontology annotation, cellular component: cytoplasm. NCBI's taxonomy places the organism in Eukaryota, Metazoa, Chordata, Actinopteri, Synbranchiformes, Synbranchidae. The record is from RefSeq and is a predicted model, not a curated record.